Messenger RNA from Echinostoma caproni, 1227 nucleotides. NCBI's taxonomy places the organism in Eukaryota, Metazoa, Platyhelminthes, Trematoda, Plagiorchiida, Echinostomatidae. The record is from the annotation of a GenBank genome assembly.
UCGCAAGCAAAACAUGCGGGCUGUGGGGAUCUUGAACUUCAAGUAUCCUCAUUGAAAAACGGUUGGACUGUCCCGAUACCAGAAAAUCAAUUUACCGACGCUGCCACAUGCGACUAUGUGUUGACUGCCACAGAAGGGAAGACGAUAAAACUGGAGUUUACAGAGUUCAAAGUUGGAGAACAGUCGUCAGAUUGUCGGGACGAUUAUGUACAAGUUGGCAACAGCGCGGAGUUCGUCAAUGACAACUACAAGAAAUGCGGACCGUCUGUGAGUGAGCAGCCACCUGUCUCGAAAUCGAACAAAUUGUAUGUGAAACUUGUCGCGGGGCAAACGAAUGCUGCAAAGAUCAAAUUCGUAGCUACCGUGUCAGAGGUCGCGGCGGAAACUGGUCGAGAUGCGAAUUGUGGGGAUCCGGAAUUCGAUGUCUCCACGUUGAAGAACGGUUGGACUGUCCCGAUAACAAACAAACCAUUCACCGGUGCUGCCACAUGCGACUACGUGCUUACUGCUGCAGAAGGAAAACAGGUGAAACUCGAGUUUACAGAGUUCAAAGUUGGACCGGAGACGGAAACGUGUACUGAAGAUUAUGUACAAGUUGGUAAUAGUGCGGAUUUCGCCAAUGACAACUACAAGAAAUGCGGACCGUCUGUGAGUGAGCAGCCACCUGUCUCGAAAUCGAACAAAUUGUAUGUGAAACUUGUCGCGGGGCAAACGAAUGCUGCAAAGAUCAAAUUCGUUGCCUCUGUGACAGAAGUCACCACGGAAACUACUCGCGAUCCCGGUUGUGGGGAUUCCCAACUGGAAGUCUCCUCGUUAAAAAACGGUUGGACUGUCCCGAUACCAGAAAAUCAAUUUACCGACGCUGCCACAUGCGACUAUGUGUUGACUGCCACAGAAGGGAAGACGAUAAAACUGGAGUUUACAGAGUUCAAAGUCGGAGCACAGUCGUCAGAUUGUCGGGACGAUUAUGUACAAGUUGGCAACAGCGCGGAGUUCGUCAAUGACAACUACAAGAAAUGCGGACCGUCUGUGAGUGAGCAGCCACCUGUCUCGAAAUCGAACAAAUUGUAUGUGAAACUUGUCGCGGGGCAAACGAAUGCUGCAAAGAUCAAAUUCGUAGCUACCGUGACAGAAGUUUUGUUUGCCGAUAUUGUUUUAACUUCAUCUUUCCGCAAUCGACUUUUGCCUAUUCAGAUGCUGUUGAUCGUCGCUACAUAUGUGGUCUGA